Pomacea canaliculata is the source of this 699-nucleotide messenger RNA. Its product is annotated as temptin-like. The coding region runs from base 137 to 547 and encodes 136 amino acids. The transcript has 4 exons. The record is from RefSeq and is a predicted model, not a curated record. NCBI's taxonomy places the organism in Eukaryota, Metazoa, Mollusca, Gastropoda, Architaenioglossa, Ampullariidae.
CAUCAAUCCUCGGACCAAGUGAUUCAGAGCAAGCUGUCGACCUCUGACGUCACAGUACCACGUCGACCCUCCCGAUGCUAUAUAACGUAACGUACUGUAACUGCUGACGUUCUCCCCGCAAGACUUAGGACAUAGAAUGGCCUCCAUCACUGUGCUCACCUCGAUCUUGCUGGUGUGUCUGCUACCCUUGGCAGAGCCCUUCCCCUACUUCCAGAAUAGAAUUCCCAACGGUAGGAAUGUGCUCAACCCAUGUGACAAGUCUGCUUGGCCUGGUGUUGGUCACAAAGUGAGCCAGGGCGGCGGACAAAGAAACCCUUUCGGACUUGAUUUUGCUGCAGCCGGUUAUGUGUGGACGACUGAACUGUGCUAUAAGGACUCCGAUGGUGACGGUCAGUCCAACGGCGUGGAGCUGGGCGACAGCAUGUGCCAGUGGAACGCCACCAACCCCAUCCCCCUCUCCAGACCCAAAGGACAUCCAGGUAUCUGUGAGCCUGUUGGAUCAGAUAGAUGUCAAGACAGUUGGUUUAGUUGCCCUCCAAAGUCUUGACCGUGUCAAGUCUUGGGACGAAGGGCCAGCAUGGGCAGCUCAGAAAGAUAAUCUGGAUGAAAGUGAACACUUGUCACAAAUAAUCUGUCUGUGGUUACCAGGUUGUAAAAACUUGCUACGAACCACAUAAAACAUUUCAAACCCUUCGAAAA